UUUUUGUCUUCUUCUGAUUAUUAUAUUUCAGAAAUUGCUUUGAUAUUUGCUGCUGAUAAUUUGCUCACUCAUAUUUAAUCUUCAAUUAUAUAGCAAUAUAAAUAUAUAAUUUUGUUGUCAAACUGAACUAAUUACAUUGCUGUGAAAUAAAACGAGUAGCUGUUGAUACUGCAUUUUAGGCGACGAGCUCGUGAUAACUAAAUGUUCUUUGUAAAUUUAUCCGCUCACUAUAAAACAUAUAUUUAUAAGCGUGUAUGUCGCACAUUUUUACUACCGUCUGUCUACGUAUGCAUUUAGUAUGUACUUAUGCAUAUAUUGUAAGCUUCAAAAUAAACAAAGUCCAACCGUUGAAAACAAAAGCAAUCGCGCUUCCAGCGCCUCAGUUAAGCACCAGCACUCAACGCGGUCGCCAGCAGAAGCAGCCGAAACGGAUGAAAUCUUUCAUUCUAGCACAAACAUAAAUCCACACGAAAUAUUUACGAAAUCGUGUAUCCAGAAAGAUGGGCAAACUAGUGUUGUAUGGCGUGGAACCAAGCCCACCAGUGCGCGCUGUUAAAUUGACCCUGGCAGCGUUGGGUCUACAAUACGAAUACAAAUUAGUCAAACUGCUUGAGGGUGAGCACAAAACUGCAGAAUUUAUGCAAAAGAAUCCGCAGCAUACAGUGCCAGUGCUGGAGGAUGAUGGUCAAUAUUUAUGGGACUCACAUGCGAUUAUGGCAUAUCUGGUACGUCGCUACGGUAAGGACGAUUCACUUUAUCCCAAAGAUUUCAUCAAGCGUGCCAUUGUCGAUCAGCGGCUACAUUUUGAAACGGGUGUUUUGUUUCAAGGCUGCUUACGUAACAUAGCUUUGCCUCUCUUCUAUGGAAAUGAUGUUGAAGUGCCACGCGCUAAAAUUGAUGCUAUUUACGAAGCUUACGACUUUCUGGAAGUCUUUCUAGCAGACCAACCCUACCUGUGCGGACAAACCAUCACUCUAGCCGACUUUAGUAACAUUUCGACCGUAUCCAGUUUCGCUGACUUGGCGCCCAUCGAUGCGACUAAGUACCCGAAAUUGAAAGCUUGGGUUGCCCGCAUGAGCCAGAUACCAAACUAUAAUCAAUCGAAUGGUUAUGGCGCACAAAUGCUGGUCGAUAUGUUUAAGGAGAAAAUCAAAAGGAUUGUAUGAAGGAUGUGGAGCAAAAGCUGUGGACUUACAAGUACAUGAAAUAAUUGUUAUCAAUUAAGUGAAAUAAAGUAAAAAUACUAAUAAGCGUAUGAAAA
Messenger RNA from Bactrocera oleae (olive fruit fly), 1261 nucleotides. RefSeq names its product glutathione S-transferase 1. The record is from RefSeq and is a predicted model, not a curated record. NCBI's taxonomy places the organism in Eukaryota, Metazoa, Arthropoda, Insecta, Diptera, Tephritidae. Gene Ontology annotation, molecular function: glutathione transferase activity. Gene Ontology annotation, biological process: glutathione metabolic process.